Messenger RNA from Cyanidioschyzon merolae strain 10D, 558 nucleotides. RefSeq lists its product as hypothetical. The coding region runs from base 1 to 558 and encodes 185 amino acids. The transcript has a single exon. Gene Ontology annotation, molecular function: COPII receptor activity. The record is from RefSeq and is a predicted model, not a curated record. Gene Ontology annotation, cellular component: endoplasmic reticulum membrane; COPII-coated ER to Golgi transport vesicle; Golgi membrane. Gene Ontology annotation, biological process: endoplasmic reticulum to Golgi vesicle-mediated transport. NCBI's taxonomy places the organism in Eukaryota, Rhodophyta, Bangiophyceae, Cyanidiales, Cyanidiaceae.
AUGGGUUUGAUUUUCCAUGUAGUGGUCCUCAUCGCUGAGGGUAUCUCGUUGGCGUUUCUAGGUUUUUCUCUUUUGGUAGGUAUUCAGGCGCUCACUGGUCUCGCGGAGGAGUUCCCAACUUCGUCCAAGCGACUGUUACGGGCGCUGGCACUGCUCGUGUUGCUUCUGCAAGUGCUACUCCUUGCGAUCGACGGCCUUCCUCCUGUGCCAGUGGCGGUUGGCUGCCUCGCGCACUACACCUACUAUUUAUGGACUUGGAAGGACAACUUUGUUCGUGUGCGCGUGCGGCAGCUCCUGUUGAUCAGCACUGUUGUACUGUUUCUCGUGUCCAACGUAGUGUGGGCGCAAACGUUAUGGCACUUUUACGACCCGUGGAUAUACAGCCAUCGUAUGACAAGCGAUGUGGCAAGUUGGCGCGAGGGUUUGCUGGCGCGGAACACGUUUACUGCCGCACACAUCAUGUUUAUUUGCGUCUGGCUCUUGCCACUAAGUCUGCUCCUGGUCUUUGGAAGCAGAGAGCGCGAUGCAGAAAAUAGUUUUGCACGCGACCAAUCAUGA